GCGGGCGGCUCCCGCCUCAGCCUCAGCAGUGGCGUCGGCGACGGCGGAGUCGAAGCAGCCGCGAGCGCUCCGCCGAGUAUCAGCCGGCGGCGACGGCUCAAGAACUGGGAGUUAGGGACACGCGCACCGGACCCUCCGCCUCCGCCGCCGCCGCGCCGCGGCCGCCGCCCAGAGCCUGAGGCGCCGGGGCCUGGGGAGCCGGCGGGGGGCGGGCGGGCGAGCGAGCGGGCCGGGGGGAGGGUGGGGGAUGGCGCGGACCCCGGGGCCGGCUCCGCUGUGUCCCGGAGGCGGCAAAGCACAACUUUCCUCCACUUCUCCCCCCGGGGCCGGGCUCCUGCUGCCGCCCCCGACGCCGCCGCCGCUGCUGCUGCUGCUGCUCUUCCCGCUGCUGCUCUUCUCCCGGCUCUGUGGUGCCUUAGCUGGACCAGUUAUUGUGGAGCCACAUGUCACAGCAGUAUGGGGAAAGAAUGUUUCGUUGAAGUGUUUAAUUGAAGGAAAUGAAACUAUAACACAAAUUUUAUGGGAGAAGAUACAUGGCAAAAGUGCACAGACUGUGGCAGUUCAUCAUCCUCAAUAUGGAUUCUCUGUUCAAGGAGAAUAUCAGGGAAGAGUCUUGUUUAAAAACUAUUCGCUUAAUGAUGCAACAAUUACUCUACAUAACAUAGGCUUCUCUGAUUCUGGACAAUACAUAUGCAAAGCUGUUACAUUCCCACUUGGAAAUGCUCAGUCCUCUACAACUGUAACUGUAUUAGUUGAACCCACUGUGAGCCUGAUGAAAGGGCCAGAUUCUUUAAUUGAUGGAGGAAAUGAAACAGUAGCAGCCAUUUGUAUCGCAGCCACUGGAAAACCAGUUGCACAUAUUGAUUGGGAAGGUGAUCUUGGCGAAAUGGAAUCCACUACGACUUCUUUUCCGAAUGAAACAGCAACAAUUAUCAGCCAAUACAAGCUUUUUCCUACCAGAUUUGCUAGAGGAAGGCGAAUUACUUGUGUUGUAAAACAUCCAGCCUUGGAAAAGGACAUCCGAUAUUCUUUCAUAUUAGAUAUACAGUAUGCUCCUGAGGUUUCAGUAACAGGCUAUGAUGGAAAUUGGUUUGUAGGAAGAAAAGGUGUUAAUCUCAAGUGUAAUGCUGAUGCAAAUCCACCACCCUUCAAAUCUGUGUGGAGCAGGUUGGAUGGACAGUGGCCUGAUGGUUUGUUGGCUUCAGACAAUACCCUUCAUUUUGUCCAUCCACUGACUUUCAAUUAUUCUGGUGUUUAUGUCUGUAAAGUGACCAAUUCCCUUGGUCAAAGGAGUGAUCAAAAGGUCAUCUAUAUUUCAGAUCCUCCUACUACUACCACCCUUCAACCUACAAUUCAGUGGCAUCCCUCAACUACUGACUUCGAGGAUCUAGCAACAGAACCAAAAAAAUUGCCCUUCCCAUUGUCAACUUUGGCAACAAUUAAGGAUGACACAAUUGGCACGAUCAUUGCUAGUGUAGUGGGUGGGGCUCUCUUCGUAGUACUUGUAAGUGUUUUGGCUGGAAUAUUCUGCUAUAGGAGAAGACGGACGUUUCGUGGUGACUACUUUGCCAAGAACUACAUUCCACCCUCAGAUAUGCAAAAAGAAUCACAAAUAGAUGUUCUUCAACAAGAUGAGCUUGAUUCUUACCCAGACAGUGUAAAAAAAGAAAACAAAAAUCCAGUGAACAAUCUAAUACGGAAAGACUAUUUAGAAGAGCCUGAAAAAACACAGUGGAACAAUGUAGAAAAUCUCAGUAGGUUUGAAAGACCAAUGGAUUAUUAUGAAGAUCUAAAAAUGGGAAUGAAGUUCGUCAGUGAUGAACAGUAUGACGAAAAUGAAGACGACUUAGUUUCACAUGUAGAUGGUUCCGUAAUUUCCAGGAGGGAGUGGUAUGUUUAGCAACCACUAAAUGUGACUUAACUAUGUACAAUGUUUCACUUCAUACUAGUUGAUCAUUUUCAGAUUGUUCAUACUUUUUCUUGAGGAAGAAUAAGCUUUUUCAACUUGAUUUUCAAGCUUACUUUUUAUAUUCUAAUUUGACAAAUGGAAAUGUAAAAUCUGGGUUCAAUGUAUCUGAGCUGCUUUACAAUUUUUUUUCAAUGCUGUACUACUGUCUCAAGAUUUAAAUUUUAAUGCAGAGUACUUUAUUGGUCUGAGGCACACAGGUAAGGAGAAAUGUCAACAUUAAAUGUAUGACUUUUUUGGUACAAAAAUUUAAAAAAGAAAAAAGGAAACUACCUUGGCAUUGUGUAUUAAAUGUUUACCUAAGACUAUAAUCUCAAAUAUAAUGUUUGUUAAACAUAUACCUCUCAAAAUUUAUCACCAUUAAAUGAUACUACAUCAAAAUUGAGUAUAAAACUAGUCCAAGAAAUGUUUAUAUAUAUUUUUAGUAUGCAAAAAAUUCAGCCUGGUGAAACACCUUUUCUUUUCAAACAUUAUUUUCUAUGUUUCUAUACAAGUGGAAUCUUUACCUCUGCAUUUUAAUGAGCCUUGCCAUAAUUACUGUAGAGUGGCUUUUCAAAGGUAUUUUGUUGCACUAAAAACUGUGGUAGUAAACUCAGUGAACAUGAUGUGUGGAAGAGCAUAAUUAGCUGAUCAAUAUUUUUGUCCAAAAUACAUACGAGUAAUAAAAACAUGCCUUUUAAACAUGAUAAUUACUACAAUUUUUUCAUCUCUGGAGGGCAGUGCUUAUAUUGUCAUGUGAACAUGGGUUUUGGUACAUGAAGUGGUAGUUUUGUUUUAAUGCUUUAUGUCCUAAAUAUAAGAAUAAUAAUGAAAAGAUGGUACAUAGUUUAAUAGAGCGCAGAGAGAGCUUUUCAGUAUAUGGGAAACCAUGGGUAAACAAGCAUUGGAGUAUCAUUUUUAGAAAUGAGACAAAUGUUUCAGCUAAGAGUCUGUGCAAAGAAUUUUGUAGACCAUCUUGUUUUAGUCUUAUAUUAUUGAUGUUCAAACGGGUAAAUAUAUAGGAAAAAAAUAAACUUGGAAAUUUGAGAUUUAACAAGAAAAGAUCUGAACUAUAGAACCAAUCACUAACACUUGUUGAUGGAUAUUGACAGACAACCCCCCUUUUCCUCCUAAAUGUAUAUGUGUGUUUCAAAAUUUUUGUUUUUCCAAUUAAAACUGGAAACAUCAUGAGGUUUUUUUGUUUUUUGUUUUUUACAUAAUUAAGUGUAUUCUUUCCAAAAAUCAUGUAUCUUUUGAAAAGAAAUCUUACCUAAAUCUUCAAAUGUGGAUCUUCUUUGUGAGGUGAUUAAAUUGCUUCCACAGUGGAGUCCUGUACAAUGAUAAUAGUGACAGCUAUUUUGAUACCCAAAGAAUGUUUUUUCUGUUAAUGAUUCAUUUGAAAAAAGGACUGUUUAGAAUUGCCUUAGAUGUUUUGCCAGGGAAUUGAAAUAGAAGUUAGUAGGAGAAUCUAAAUUAAAUAACUUAUUUUGUUAACGAAAUGGUAAAGUAGGAGCCUUUUUUUUUCCCACCUUCCCAACCACUCGCUUCCCAGUCCUCUUCAAAUCUAAAAAAAUGUUUUUGUAAGACACAGUUCUAAUGUGUUCAUACAAUUUUCCAAGUAGUGAAGGCUUUAUUUUCAGUAAUUAUAACCUAGUUUCCUUUAUUUUAACUAGCAGUAUUUUGUGGAAUUUUGAAUCUAUUUUAUUUCUCUCCCUCAAACACUUAGUGUAACAGUAAAGUAUUGGUUAAGGAUACAGUUAAGUUCACUGAUGUCUUGUUAAAAAUAUUUGAUUUAUGGUUUUAAAUAUAGCUAACCACUGGCAAAGAUUAAGACUCUUUGGUCCAAAUCAUUGGAAGAAAAACUUUCUUAAUAAUACCUUAUGAUUGAAGUGACUUUAUUUUUUUUAUUUAAAUGUUAGCAAUGAUAUAGUCAUAAGAAAGAUGAAUCUAAAACUUUUUUCCAUGGAAGAUGUAAAUUUGUGGCUUUUUUGAGCAAAAUCUCAUGUUUAGAGUAGUGGUUUGAAGUGAUACAUGAAUCAGAACAUUUAGAAUAUUGUAUAAAUCUCAACUUGAGUUCUAUUCUGAAGGAAAUUAGCAAUGUGUUUCAAGAACUGUAUUUUAAAAAUAUAAAUAUCUACUAAGUGAUCAUGAACUUCCUUUUAAAUUAUGGCCAUUGUGUGGUUAGGGUUUUUUGUUAGUUUAGCUUUUGUUGGUUCGUUUUGUUUUGUUUUGUUUUGUUUGGCAGUAGAAGGUGACAUGGAAAACUGCAAGUGAGUAUUUGAUAUAUUAUGUAUCCUUUCUAAAUCAUUUGGCAAGCUAAAAGAGAUCAGAAUGUUAAGAAUCUGAUACUAGUGCUUAAGACUCUCUGAAGUAUUGCACUGUUGUUUAUUAGAACUUUAUGUAUGUUUACUGUACAUAGACUUGUUUGUAAACAUAAAGUCAUUAAUAAACAUUUUGUUAAAUUAAUUUUUGAAUAUCAGUAAUGUGCACAGCUAAUUGAUGGGUUGAACUCACUCUCUUCUUGGAAAAGAUGGAAGAAUAGUUUUACUUUAUUUUGGCCAUAUUUAUAUUUAUUAACUUUAUAUUUGAACUGGUUUUUCAUUUUUGUAUUCACUUUAGAGUUUUCUUUCACAUUGGUGAAAAUACUUCAAUAAGACAAUGGAGAUGAAUUCAACUCUUUAUUUUUCCCUGCUUUUCCAUUUUCGUUAAAAUAUGUUGAAA
This is a messenger RNA of Hippopotamus amphibius kiboko, 4666 nucleotides long. RefSeq names its product nectin cell adhesion molecule 3 (gene NECTIN3). Bases 248 to 1900 code for a protein of 550 amino acids. The record is from RefSeq and is a predicted model, not a curated record. Lineage: Eukaryota; Metazoa; Chordata; Mammalia; Artiodactyla; Hippopotamidae. The transcript is spliced from 6 exons. Gene Ontology annotation, cellular component: adherens junction; apical junction complex. Gene Ontology annotation, biological process: heterophilic cell-cell adhesion; homophilic cell-cell adhesion; symbiont entry into host cell.